Molecule: messenger RNA, 1683 nt
Organism: Rhipicephalus sanguineus (brown dog tick)
Lineage: Eukaryota; Metazoa; Arthropoda; Arachnida; Ixodida; Ixodidae
Exons: 1
Coding region: 586-1602 (338 amino acids)
Source: RefSeq, a predicted model, not a curated record
UCGUCAUAACAGAUGCGCGAUGCUUUGACAAAGCGUAGCUGUCGUAGUCGGGUAGGCGCACAUUUCAGACAGCGCGUCCGAGCGUGCGACAUAAGAAACGAACCGGCCUUGUAUCCACGCAUGGAUCCGCCCGUCCGGUAAACGGAUAUUGCUGUAGUCAGAGGCUCAACGCUACUCUACCGCCGUUCGUCCGCGCUCCUCAUGGCAACAACACGCUGCAACGGCAGAAGGUCAUCCGGUGUCACAUUUACUCGACGAAACAUCGCGACAGUUUUUUGCAUGCGCUGAUAGAGUUCCAGUAGUGAACUUGAAUGUGCCCCUGCAUCGAUAAGACCUGAAGUUAAAUAACGGAAGACGCGACUCUCUACUCUCAACUGUUCUUUAAUCUACAGUGCUGUUCUGGUCAAGCCUAACAAGGACCUUCGCUCAAGGUUUGGCCUGCAUCUUAUCCAACCAGAUCGUUGCAAAUGAUGACUUUUGCACGAAACAAGAAACACCAUAACUGAGAAGACGAUACAACUAAAAACGGAGAAAGGAAGAACAAAGGCGUUUAUGAAGCGGGCAUUCUCCACAUCAAGGUAGGAGAUGCACUUCCAUCCUUAUAUUAGCAAGCGAUUUACGAUAAAGCAUUUUUAUUGCCUCGUAGUAGGCGCUACGUUUCUCGCCGCAUGCUCCGUGUUUUAUAUAUCAAGGCCAAGACACCCGCUUCCGCCGUUUUACUGUUGGGACCUGCCAGUGCCAGAGGUGACGGUAGAAGAGUACAACGAUACGUUCGUGCCAAACAUUGUGCAUUUCAUAAGACUCGGGAACGCUUCGUUGUCCUUCAUCGAGGUCGUGAGCAUUCGAGCAGCCUGGCUCCAGCAAAACCCGGACUUUUUGAUGAUCCACUGCGACAACUGUAGCGCGACCACUCAAAGCGAGAACUGGAAGCACAUUAAGGACAUACCACGGCUGACUCUCAGGUACGUCGAGAAACCGGAGACAAUCUUUGGCAUCAAGGUGAGCUGGAUCGAGCAUGCCUCCGACAUUGUUCGCAUUAGGGUGCUGAGGAAGUACGGAGGAAUCUACCUCGAUAGCGACUCCUACAUCGUGAAGAGUCUGGACAAGUACAGGCGCUACGAAACAGCUAUAGGAUGGCCGCCAGGCCAGAGCAUCGGUAACCAGAUCAUCGUGACCCACAAACAAUCCGAGUUCCUGCGUCUGUACUACGAGUCCUAUCACAAGUAUCGGCCUGACCUUUGGUAUUACAACGCCGGUCACCUACCGACGCAGGAGAUCCUCGACACGAAGCCUCACCUUGUCUACAGAAUUCCGUGCGACUUCGGAGUGCACGAAGACAUCACCAGGAUCUUGUUUGAACAGUGCAAUGAUGACUGGAGGAACUUCACGGCUGUGCACGCGUUCUUCAGGCACAGGGCUUACUACUGUCCCUUUGACAAAUUCGGACCAAUCAACUUCGAGACUGUAGGACGGUACGCAGCAAAUUUUGGGAAGAUGGCGCGACUCGUACUCACAGGCUCGACGAAGUUGGGUGGAUCGUCGGUGAAGAACAUAUCUUUACUGAGUGCGGAAAAGUUGGAUUAUUCUGAAGGAUGUGGAUAAAUUUUUCGCGUGACAUAUAGAAUUGCUUCUGUGAGUAUUGCCAGGAUGCACUAUAUCCGCAGUGAGAAUGAUUUAGUCAUU